UCCACACCCUGCCCUCCCCCAGGUCCUCCUCCAGCAGAGCCCCAUUUCCCUGCUCUGUGACUGUCUGGAGCCAAGCCGGUGGCAGAGCUGCCAUGGCAGAGGAGCGGACAGAGCUGGAGGAGAGGAUCAUCGUCAAGGACCAGCACAUCAAGGAGAUUGACCUGGUGAACAGAGACCCAAAGCAUAUAAACGAGGACGUUGUAAAGGUGGAUUUUGAAGAUGUGAUAGCUGAGCCUGUGGGAACAUACAGCUUUGACGGCGUCUGGAAAGCCAGCUACACCACCUUCACUGUCAGCAAGUACUGGUGUUACCGGCUGCUCUCUGCCAUCCUGGGCAUCCCUCUGGCAGUCAUCUGGGGCUUCCUCUUUGCCCUCAUCUCCUUCUGCCACAUCUGGGCAGUGGUGCCCUGCAUCAAGAGCUACCUGAUAGAGAUCCAGUGCGUCAGCCGAAUCUACUCCCUCUGCAUCCACACAUUCUGCGAUCCACUCUUCGAGGCACUCUCCAAGAUCUGCAGCAACAUCAGAGUUGCUUUCCGGAAGGAGAUCUAAGUCUCUACAGCUGCCCCAACCAGCCCUCGCACGGCCACCCCUUUGCGCAGCAUACCCUGCCCUUGGGCCCCCACGCGCAGGUACCUGUGCAGUCGGGGGGCGCCGCCGCAGAGAUGGCUGUCGAGGAUGCUCCCUGCAGAUGGAGGCACACCGGGCUGCCCCUUACUCCACCCCAAAGCCAGCAGCUUUAGGACAAGAGAAGCCAAAUAAGGCUCGGUGAGCAGCCCAAGGAGAACCCUCUACCCUCCAGGACCCCCACACUGCACUCUGCUCCUGUAGAAGGGACCGCAGCAUCUCCUGGACCACAGCCCUGGGCUGCAACCUACAGCUGCAGAGCAAGAAGCGAGGAUGCAGAGAUGCUGCUGGCAAACAGACCAAACCCUGUGUGCUUCUCUAGCCCUUUUGUCUAUCAUGACACUAAGAGAAAUACUUGUAUAUGAAUUAUUAUUAUUAUUAUUAUUUGCUGCAAAUAAUUGUCAUUAUGGAGGCUUCUGCAUUAAAUCACGCUGCACAAAAGUUUUAUGGAUAGAAUAGUGGAAACAAACUUUUCUUUCAGUGUAUUUGCAUUUCAGCAAAGCUUUGAAAUCCAGAUCAAUUACUAAAUGAAAUGUUGUCUCUGUCUUCUGGGAGUAUGUGCUGAGCUUGAGCCAUGAGCAAUUGCAAAACCAUCUGUGGCAGUUUGACACUCACUACUUAAUUACGAGUCAUCGUUAUGCUUUGUGUUCAGGAUUCAACAGGCAGUACAGCACAGGUGGGCAGCCAUCCUGCAUAUUGCCCGUGAGCACAUGGGGCUGCAGAGGGGCAGCCAGGCAGGACCAUGGGGAACAAUGAAAACAAACGGCUUUUGAUAACUUUACUUGAGAAAUUAGAAGCUUGGCUUUAAGUAAAGCUUUGGCUUUUUUUUCUCAGGGAUAAUAUUUACUACAUCCUUGCUUGUUUGAUGGAAGGCAAGCUCUAGCCUACAGCAAUGCAUGUAUCUGACAUAGUGAGGACCGUCCCUCUGCUCUGUGCCCUGCCCUGCUUCAUCUGCCAUCCUCACGCUGGGGUCCAGGACCACAACAACCCCUCAGGCUCUGCCCCGAGGGAGGACACCCACAUCCGCUGCAUUGGACCCUUCCCUCCAGCCAGUCGCCCUCCCGUAGCAUCCCACAGGGCUUGCCCAGGUGUGCCAGGGGAGCGAAGGAAAGAACCUCCUCCAGGACACUGCCCACCCCCAGCCACUCCAGUAAAAACACAGGGAUAAGGGAAAAAACGUCCAAUUCAGAGCUAUUUCCUCCCCUGUAUUUUCAGUUAAUUUGUUUAGUCCAUCUUCCAUGAAGCCACACUUCAACUUUGAGGCACUUAAAUGCUUUUUUGGCUCUGGCCAUAAGUGCUUGGCUGAAACAGGGCCCAGGAGGUCUCGUUGUUCAGAGGGUAUUCUCAAUCGUAUUCAUGUGCUUUUUUUUCCCCUGGCUUCCAACAAAGACUUGGAGCCAAAGUCUCUUCUAGUGCCAUGCCAAGGACAAGAGCGAGCCAGAUUUUCUAUUGGUGCUCCUCCAGCGGCUUGAGAUUGUGGACUUUCAUUAUUCCAUAGUAAUGUAUCACCCAUGCUCUAGCAACACCAGGCCUCAAGAUGGAUGGAGUUAUACCAAAAAUAUAUAAAUACAUAUAUAUAGAUAGAUAUUUGUAGGGGGGGAAAGUUUCCAAAAAUUAUUAUCGUAAGCAUUUU
This is a messenger RNA of Cuculus canorus (common cuckoo), 2256 nucleotides long. RefSeq names its product caveolin 3 (gene CAV3). Bases 93 to 548 code for a protein of 151 amino acids. Gene Ontology annotation, biological process: regulation of membrane depolarization during cardiac muscle cell action potential; caveola assembly. Gene Ontology annotation, molecular function: connexin binding; molecular adaptor activity; transmembrane transporter binding. The transcript is spliced from 2 exons. Gene Ontology annotation, cellular component: caveola. Lineage: Eukaryota; Metazoa; Chordata; Aves; Cuculiformes; Cuculidae. The record is from RefSeq and is a predicted model, not a curated record.